GGAUGAAACGCCUGUUUGGCUGUGUUUGGAUCAAAUAGAACACAGAAGGAUGCAGGUGUCAAACGUUCAAGUGUUCUCGCAGAUACUAUACCAAAGUGUGUGUGGCUAUGGCCUUACGUGCAACAUUUAGACGAUGUUUAUGGAUGCUGUCGUGGAUCCCUGUUGUAAUCCUCACAUCGGUGGUCUUGUGGUCUUAUUACGCGUAUGUGGUUCAGCUCUGUCUCAUGAUACAUCUCCUGUUGUUCCAUAUUUGUUUUGGGAUGUUCUCGUGGGCAUUUUGGAGGUCUGUAUUUACCACCCCAUCUACACCUUCAAAAGAGUUCCAGCUCUCUCUGUCAGACAGGCAGCGCUAUGCAGAGCAGGACACUCCAGAGGCUCAGAGACAGGUUCUCCUGGAGAUCUCUCAGAAGCUUCCAGUGCAUUCUCGCUCUGCCUCAGGAGGCUAAACAACUGUAUGGGAUUCUCUAACUACAAGUUCUUCCUGCUCUUCCUGGCUUUCUCCCUGCUCUACUGCCUUUUCAUUGUUGCCACAGUCGCACCCUACUUCGGCAAGUUUUGGCUGGGUCAGCUUUUGAACAACUCAACAGUGAAACUGCAUGUGCUCUUCCUCAUGCUGGUGUCGUUGAUGUUCGCCGUCACUCUCUCCUUUUUACUUGGCUUCCACUGCUGGUUGGUCACCAAGAACAAGACCACUCUUGAGUGGUUGUCAGCCCCUUUCUUCCCCUAUGGGCCUGACCGAAGAGCAUUUGACGUGGGCCUGAAGAGGAAUGUGUUGCAGGUGUUUGGAUCCCAAAGGAAAUGUUGGCUACUGCCUGUCUUCAGCAGUGAUGGUGAUGGGCAGGUCUUCCCUCUCAGGAGGAAGCCUUUGGCCUCUUACCCCCAUGGUAUACAUUUAGAUGGAUGCUUGGAAGAGGCAGAGAGACACAUUGGGAAACAUCCCUCUAAGGAUUCCUCAGAAUGGGUUUGGGACAAUCGUCAUUCAAAUGAGGCCAGAUCAGAUCUCCAUCUUGAAGCUGAAUUCUGAGGAAGUUGUGGGAGCACAAGCUCAAGUGAAGUCAGUAUGUUGAAAUAUGUUUUGAGACUUAAACUUUUAAAACACAAUAAUAUUGCUUAAUGAGUCAUGUAAACAUGCAGGACAUUUAUAUUGCAGUAAAAUACUGAUAAACAUCUGAUAGACUUAUAUCAAGAGGCUCUACAGAUGCUAAUUUCACAUGGAAGUCAGCAACAUGUUUCAAACCAUUUCUUAUGUGAAACUUCAAAUC
Messenger RNA from Clupea harengus (Atlantic herring), 1262 nucleotides. Its product is annotated as palmitoyltransferase ZDHHC15A-like. Gene Ontology annotation, cellular component: Golgi apparatus; endoplasmic reticulum. Gene Ontology annotation, biological process: protein targeting to membrane; synaptic vesicle maturation; peptidyl-L-cysteine S-palmitoylation. Gene Ontology annotation, molecular function: protein-cysteine S-palmitoyltransferase activity. NCBI's taxonomy places the organism in Eukaryota, Metazoa, Chordata, Actinopteri, Clupeiformes, Clupeidae. The record is from RefSeq and is a predicted model, not a curated record.